This is a messenger RNA of Culex quinquefasciatus (southern house mosquito), 2735 nucleotides long. Its product is annotated as bax inhibitor 1. The transcript has a single exon. The record is from RefSeq and is a predicted model, not a curated record. Gene Ontology annotation, biological process: negative regulation of endoribonuclease activity; negative regulation of apoptotic signaling pathway; cellular response to unfolded protein. Gene Ontology annotation, molecular function: enzyme binding. Bases 1288 to 2079 code for a protein of 263 amino acids. Lineage: Eukaryota; Metazoa; Arthropoda; Insecta; Diptera; Culicidae. Gene Ontology annotation, cellular component: mitochondrial membrane.
UUUUGUUUUUCCUGCAAUCUGGUCGCUGUUAUUUGCUUAUUUCGACUGUUUUUCUCUCUCUCCCUCCGUUGUUUAUACUUUAAAACGCCCCCUAAAAAGUGAAUCCAAUUCUGGUUCUGAAGGGCAGAGAAAAAGUGCGAGCCUUUGCACUUGUAUGCAAUAUUCAUAAAGUAGACUUUAAGAUUAUAUUACUGUGUGUGUGAGCUGCCGAUCUGGGGGUGGAGGGUGGGUGCGUUUUGUGCGGCUUUUUAUGCUCCCACAUUAUGCGCGUUUGUUGUCACACUCGGGAGCACCAUCUCGUCUCUCGUUCCCCCGAAGGUGGCCUGUGCUGGGUGUGAGCAACAACCCCGAGGGCUGCCCUGCAGACAUGCCAUCAUCAGAUUUCUGAUCUUCUGGUCGUCUUUCACUCACCCUCCUCCUUUGGGACAUUUGAGGUUGGGAUUUGGUGUGUUGGAAUCUGAACGGAACUGUGUGGCGAAAUUUUAAUUCAUUAAUGGUGCUUUUUAACAUGAAAGUUUGUCAAGAUGUUUAAUUUUUUUGAAAAUGUUCAAGACGUUUUUGGAAUUUUUUGAAAAAUCUAAUGAGAUUUUUUUUCUGCUUGAUAUUCUCUUCUAAGAACUAUAAACCAAAUUUUCCAGAUUUUAAGAGACUCACUUUCUCUUCCUUUCCCUCAGAUGAGACUUUCCUGCGAGGGUUCUUCCCAAGCCACAACAGCAACAGCACCAAUGAUCACGACGACGAUGAUGAUGAUGUUUGGGUUUGGUGCGUGGGUGGGUGAGGGUGGUGUGAGUUUGCAGAAAAUUCCAAACUCAGAUAAGGCAAAAGAAUAAAAAAAGAAGCUGGAGAGAAAGAAAGCAGAAGUGAAACCCUCUCGCAUAUUUUAUUUUUGCUUGCGUAAACUUCAUUCCGAUUCAGAGAGGCAUGUCAAAUUUGAAUAUAAAUUUAAUUUUACCGCUUUCAAGAUCAUACAAAUCCACGGUACUGGUCCCCCGGGGGCCAGCGAUGAACUCUUUUGAGACGAUGUCGUAAUCGUUGUCGGUGCCGUGAGGCAGUAAUACGGAUCGAAAUGUUUUAUGGCAGAAAGAGAAAGGAGGAGAUUUCUCCAGGGUCAGUGGGUUAAAGAUAAUUUAGGUUUUUGUUUCGAGUACUCACCAGCAUUUCAAGUCAAGGCAUCAGAGGGCUUAGGAAAGUUUUUUUUCGACAAAAUUGGUAGAACAAAAUUAGAUUGGGAUUGAAGUUGGAGUUCGAGAUUGCGGCCCUUUGAGUCCUUACCUUGAAAUCCGUUUAAUGAUCCAACUUAUCAAAGUAGUCAACAUUUUGUACGAACUCCUUCAAAAAUAUGUCAAACAUAAAAUUUCUUCGAAAAUGCCCUCCAGCCUGUAUCAAUCGUUUCGCGAACAAUUGGUUCAAAAUUUGGAACCCGCCGUCUGCCAGCACCUGUUCCGUGUGUAUGCGUGCAUGACCCUGGCAUGUGCCGCCGCAGCUGCCGGAUCAAUUGUCCACCUGGUGGGACUUUGGUCAGCCGGCCUUCUAUCCUGGCUGCUUCAACUGGCCACCUGUGUGGCACUGUUCCAGAUCCCUCCGAGCGGCGAUAACCGCGCACUCCGGCUGGGUUUGCUGUUGGCCACGGGGGCACUAACGGGCCACCUGUUGGGGCUGACGGUGGAGUACGCGCUGGUCGUCGACCCGGGAAUCGUGGUCACCGGGCUGGCGGGAACUACCGUGAGCUUCGCCUGUUUGAGUCUGUCAGCCCUGUUGGCACGCCGUGGGAGCUUUCUGCUUCUGGGAGCGGUUCUUUCGAACAUGAUGGCUUUGCUGCUGGUGAUGGUCCUCGGGAACCUGUUCCUGCAGUCGUGGUUCGUGCACAAGAUAAGCCUUUACUUGGCGAUGGCCGCGAUGUUGGGAUUUGUGCUGCUCGACACCCAGCUGAUUGUAGAAGAUUUCCGCCAAGGAAACGAAGACUACGUGGUCCACUCGUUGAAGUUGUUCUUUUGUGCGGUGGACAUAUUCCGUCUGUUGGUGUCCAUCCUCAUAGGAAAACGAAGCAACUCUGGAACCCGUACUGAACAUCGCGAUUAAGUGUAUUAGUUUCGAAAUAAAGCAUCCUCUUUUGGCCGGAAAUAUUCAUUUUCUGUCUAAUGAAGCCCGCCAGUCGAUGUCAGCUAACUCUCAGAUCCAAUAACUGUGCCGGCAACCGGAGCUCGACAUUGUCCCGUUGAACUGGGCCAUCAUCAUCUGCUGUGUGCACUGCUGUCCCAGCGCAGCUGACUGUAUUCAACAUCCGAGCUAAAUUAUUCGACAAAUUCCCUUUGGCAAAGCUGCUGGCUGCCGGCUCCUGCCAGCGAGCGCACAAUCGAAUCCAAUGAAAUCCUGUCAUGUAUUUUGCCCAUAACAAAGGGAAAAUCCCAUUGACAAUUCCAACAUCCUGUCCUCGCAUUGUAAUUUCCCAAUACCCACUGGGCAUUGGCCAGGUUUUCCCACCAUCACCACCCCCUGCUGGAAGGAACAGUACGACCUGGUCUGGUAUGCAAUCAUGGAUGAGUUCCGAGACCAUUCAUCCAUCCAUCCGACCAGGGAGAGCACGGUUCUGUUCUGAGCUGUACAUGCUCCUGACACAUCGAUGUCAAAUGCAAAUUAAAUUUUCACCACAUCAUCAAAAUCUAUAACGAAAACGGAUUGAUUGACAGCGAAAGCAUCAUGAGUUUCUUUCGGAAAAAGGGUGACCUAGAUCGAGG